Messenger RNA from Ixodes scapularis (black-legged tick), 2876 nucleotides. RefSeq lists its product as uncharacterized. Gene Ontology annotation, molecular function: nucleic acid binding. Lineage: Eukaryota; Metazoa; Arthropoda; Arachnida; Ixodida; Ixodidae. Bases 683 to 2824 code for a protein of 713 amino acids. The record is from RefSeq and is a predicted model, not a curated record. The transcript has 2 exons.
GGCUCGCAAACACAGAUUUGGCGUUCUCUUUUCGCGUGCCCUAAGGGAGGCGGGUCCUCACGGCCUGGUCAUAGUGGGAGACUUCAAUGCCUCCCACACGGCAUGGGGUUACAGGACAUGCACUCCCAAGGGUCGGGAUAUAUGGACCCAAGCGCAACAACACCGUAUCACCCUGGUAACGGACCCCCUCCAGCAAACACGAAUAGGUACCAGCGUAACGGUUGACACGACACCGGACCUAACGUUCACACACAACACAGCCCUCUUAAACUGGCGAAAUCUCGGAGAACCGCUAGGUAGUGACCACUACAUACUUGAAACCACGGUAGGGGGGUGCCUUGGAAAAUCCCGUCGCAACCGCCUCCGCAUUACUAAAUGGGACGACUUUAGGGCCAGUAGAGAGGCAUCUGCAACCGAAACCAUUACCAACCUAGAAGAGUGGGCCUCCACUCUCCUAACAGACAUUCAACUGAACACCACGGACAUCCCAGACGAAGCCCACUUAGAGGCAAUAGACGCCCGCCUCCUUCGUCUCUGGGAGGCGAGGUCCAGCCUACAUAAGCGAUGGAAAACUCAGCGGCACAACCGCAAGUUACGCCGCAAAAUAGCCUACUUAGAUAGAGAAAUUGAAGAAUAUUCUCUGAAGUUACUAACCCAACAAUGGGGCCAGAUAUGCGACAAGAUGCAAGGGCAAUUGGGGCUUAAGCGCACAUGGCUUCUGCUUCGUCACCUCCUUGAUCCAACCUCAAGCAAGCACGAGCAGCAACAUCGACUUAAUACUUUCCUGCACCAAUGGCCGGGGACUGAGGACGAACUCCUCCAGGAACUCCAAUCGCGAUACGUAGGCGUCCCCCGGACUACUUCCUUGCCCCCGUAUGCAGGGUCCAGUAACCCCCUCCUGGAUUCGGACAUUACGGUCCCCGAGGUUCGUGCGGCUCUGCUUCAGCUUCAUACCAACUCGACGCCCGGCCCCGACCAAAUCACUAACAAGGCCCUUCGCAACCUGGAUGACCCUAACCUAGCCGCCAUUAACCCAGGCCCCCGCAUGUACGGGUACAUCAAGGCUUUCUUAACUGACAGGCAGGCAACCAUUACACUAGGGUCCCUCACCUCCGAUCCCAUACAACUGGGAAGCUACGGUACCCCCCAAGGCUCCGUACUUUCCCCCUUCCUUUUCAACUUAGCCCUUUUACCCCUUCCGGCUAAACUUAACACCCUUCCGGGACUUCAUUAUAGUCUCUACGCAGACGACAUUACGCUGUGGAUGGGAGGUGGCAGCGAUGGACACAUUGAGGCCACGCUACAAUCCGCCGUGGACAUCAUAGCAGUACACGUGGGAGCGGCCAACUUAUCUUGCUCUCCACAAAAGUCCGAACUCCUCCUACUGCGCCCCAGCAGAGUGGCCACGACCCCUCCCGAAAUCAGGUUGCAAGUAAACAACCAUCUCAUCCCUGAAGUUCCUACCAUACGAGUUCUGGGCCUCUUAAUCCAAAACAACGGCAAGAAUACACAAGCAUUACAAAAACUACAAAUAAGCGUAGAUCAAACGCUCCGACUCAUUCAUCGAAUCUCCUCACGACAUCAUGGCCUCAAGGAGCAGGAGAUGCUUCGGCUGGUCCAAGCCUUUGUGAUUAGCCGACUUGUCUUCUCCACUCCCUACCUUCCCCUACAGCGAGCAGAGCUCGACAAAGUUAACGCCCUUAUUAGAAAAACCUACAAGGCGGCCCUCAGCCUCUCGCCCUCUACCUCCACCGAUAGACUCCUUAAAUUAGGAGUCCAUAACACGGCCGAGGAAUUAGCCGAGGCCCAUCUCACCGCACAAUACGAACGGCUAUCCACUACUCAGGCAGGCCGACACAUCCUCACGUCGCUGCAGAUUAACUUCCCAUCCAACCCAUCUCACAAAUGCUCCCUACCCCUCGAUAUCCGCCAAUCACUCCAGGUUUCUCCUAUCCCACGAAACAUGCACCCUCAAUAUCACGAACAGAGGCGCCUUAAGCGCGCCGAGGCCCUCCAUAAGCGACUCGGCGGCCGAGAGGACGUGGCCUACGUCGACGCCGCUGAAUACACCCGCCGAGAGGCGUUUGCCCUCUCGGCGGUUAACGAUGCAGGCUCCCUUCUGACCUCCGCAACUCUUUACACUACACUUUCAGAAGAGGCAGAAGAGUUCGCCAUUGCUCUGGCGAUGACCAACACCUCCGCCACCACAAUCGUUAGCGAUUCCAAAACAGCUAUCCGUAAUUUCAUGAAGGGGCGAGUUUCCCCCUACACCCUACGCCUUCUCACCACACACCCUCCUCACCAUUCUGUCCACCUAAUCUGGACCCCUGCGCACUCCUCCCUUCCUGGCAACGAGGCCGCCCACACUUCCGCCCGAGGACUCACCGACCGGGCUGGGGACCCCGCACCUCCUGGGAUGGAGUUUCGCACGGCCCGGGACCGAUUGGUCACCUUCCACGAGAUCACAAACCAUUAUCGACUAAGGCGGCGCAUCUACCCUCCCCCACACCCUUCCCUGCCUCGAGCUCAAGCCACUACGUGGCGACAGCUCCAGACCAACUCAUAUCCCAAUCCGGUCCUCUACUCCCAUAUACACCCAGGCCUCUUCACCCCCUCUUGUGCGCUAUGCCAUGGGAGGGCAGACCUAACCCAUAUCAUUUGGAAUUGCCCGAAGGACCCUUGGCCCGACGGGCCUGGCAUUGCUACCCUGGGGCAGUGGGAGGCCACGCUGCUCAGCUCGGACCCGGUCCUUCAGGACAGGGUCACCCAACGGGCUGAGUGGGUCGCUGGGGUCCAUGGACUCCUAGCCACCAGGCGGGGAUAAGCUCCCUAUCCUGCCCGCUCAACAAUCACCCUAAGACAAAUAAAGUUUUUCC